This is a messenger RNA of Pristis pectinata (smalltooth sawfish), 664 nucleotides long. RefSeq names its product claudin-10-like. Gene Ontology annotation, cellular component: plasma membrane; bicellular tight junction. Gene Ontology annotation, molecular function: structural molecule activity. Gene Ontology annotation, biological process: cell adhesion; bicellular tight junction assembly. Bases 1 to 588 code for a protein of 195 amino acids. The transcript has 5 exons. Lineage: Eukaryota; Metazoa; Chordata; Chondrichthyes; Rhinopristiformes; Pristidae. The record is from RefSeq and is a predicted model, not a curated record.
AUGGCGAAGAUGACAAUUGAAAUCGUUGCCUUCGUGAUAUCCGUGGCUGGAUUUAUUUUGAUAUCCUCAACAUUGCCAACGGACUAUUGGAAAGUGUCUACCAUCGACGGUACAGUUAUCACCACUGCUACAUUUUGGGCCAAUCUCUGGAAAACCUGUGUGACAGAUUCCACUGGCGUCUCCAACUGCAAAGACUUCCCAUCCAUGCUGGCGCUCGAUGCUUAUAUCCAGGCCUGCAGAGGUCUCACGAUUGCUGCUAUUUGUCUGGGAUUUUUUGCUUGCAUAUUUUCACUGGUGGGGAUGAAGUGCACAAAAGUUGGAGGCUCAGAAAGCAUUAAAGGAAAAAUUACCUGUUUUGCAGGAAUGCUAUUCAUUCUUUCUGGUUUGUCAUCUGUAAUUGCUUUCUCGUGGUAUGCAAAUCGAAUUACUGCACAAUUCUUUGACCCUAUGAUAAUAGAGCAAAAAUAUGAAUUAGGAGCUGCUUUGUUUAUUGGCUGGGCCGGCUCUUCACUUUCUUUAUUGGGAGGUACCAUGUUUUGUUUCUCCUUAUCUGAUGGCAAAGAUUCUCCAAGGUUCCCACCUACUUGAAGAAGACUACUAAUCAUCCCAGUACUGAAGAAAAAUAAGAUAAUGUGCCUUAAUGACUACUACCCGGUAGCUCUGG